Striga hermonthica is the source of this 903-nucleotide messenger RNA. NCBI's taxonomy places the organism in Eukaryota, Viridiplantae, Streptophyta, Magnoliopsida, Lamiales, Orobanchaceae. The record is from the annotation of a GenBank genome assembly.
AUGGAUACUUGGUGGCCAUUACAGGCCUUCCUCUGCUUAGCCACAGUAGCCUUCAUCAUCACCAAAAUCCUCCCCAACCCAUGCCGCGGGCCGAAAUCCAAACUUCCCCCCGGCCCAAAGCCAUGGCCUGUGAUCGGCAACCUCCACCUGAUCAGCCACAUCCCCCACCAUUCCCUCCACUCCUUAUCCCGAAAAUACGGAGAAAUAAUGCUUCUAAAAUUCGGUACAUUUCCCGUGAUUGUCGCCUCAUCUCCUGAGAUGGCCAAACAGUUCCUGAAGACGCACGAUGCAGUUUUCGCCUCCCGACCUCCACUCUCAACCGACAAGUACUUAUCCUUCAACUACUCAGACAUGUCCUUCGCCCCAUACGGCCCGAGCUGGCGACAGGCUCGUAAAAUCUACAUGUCGGAGAUUUUCAACGCCAAGAGUCUCGAAUCGACCGAGAAGAUCCGGGGUGAGGAGAGCAGUAAUCUCAUUUCCCGACUAUUUUCCCUGUCGGGAAAGCCCGUCGUGCUCAGGGACCACUUAAUGCGCUACACCCUCUUGACCGUAUGCCGCAUGGUCAUCAGCGAUUUUAACGAGCCAUCUAAUGAAAAGGGUGUGGAAGAAUUGGAUGAGCUGCAAAGCUUGCUUGACGAGUGGUUUUUCCUUAGCGGGGUAUUUAAUAUUGGCGAUUGGGUGCCGUGGCUCGAUUUUCUUGAUCUUCAGGGGUAUGUGAAGAGGAUGAAGGUUGUGAAUAGGAAGCUCAACCGGUUUCUUAGCUAUGUGAUUGAUAGUCGUAAGGCUAAAAAAAGGAGUGAUGAGAGACCGGUGAAAGACGUGGUGGAUGUGUUAUUGCAGCUUUCGGAGGAUCCAAAUCUUGAUGUUAAGAUGACAAGUGAUCGUGUCAAGGCAUUAGUACAG